GACACCCCUACUAAGGGAAUGGCGGUGUCACCCCUUGCCUGCAAUGGCGUAGUCUAGCUGCGUGCGCGCGCGUGUGUAUGUAUGCGUGUGUAAAGCCCGGUUUGUAUGUUUUGUGUCAAUUGUCUGGUAAAGGCAUGGCAGCUUGAUGCUGGUAGCGCAGCUGAAUGAAAAUGUUGUUUACAUGGACACUUGCGUUGCAGCCAUUUCCGUUUGAUUAAUUAUUGAAAGCGUGGACAUAUUUAUUCCUGAGGUAACUGUGACAUUACAUCAAAUUUGAAAACGAAGGAUUUGCCCAAUCCCCAACAAAAUGUGAUAUUGCUCCAAACAAGCAUACGCAGAAGGAAUGUUACUGAAUAUCUGAGAAGACCUCCAUUGUCGAGGCUAAGAUGUUGAAGGCGGAGGCCUCGGCAGAGAGGAAUAACCUGAGGAGUGCUUCCCCGCACCGGAAUGCCUACCGGACCGAGUUCCAGGCUCUAAAGAAGGCCUUUGACCAACCAAGACAGGAUGGAGACCCCAAGCUCAAAGACCCAGAGGCGGUCAGGCAGCCUCGAGGGCGGCAAUAUGGCACCCAUGUCAGUCGUAUCAAGAACAUGUUCAUGCAGAUGGGGACUGAGCAUGCUGGAUCCAACAAGCAAACAGGGGACGAGACCUCACAACAGAAACUGACCAAGCCGACAAACUUCAUCAACAAGGCAGAUGGGUCGGUGAUCAAGUUCCAGCAUGGCACUGGGGAGCGGACAAGUGGUGGCCAUCAUAAGUCAAAGUUCUCCGAAACAAGGAAACUCUUUGAGCAGAGCUCCAGGGAUGCUUCGCAGUCACCUGUGUACUCUUAUGGCAGAGACAAAAGGGGUUCUCACGAACAUUUGGAUGACUGGCGGGGGGCACGUUCAAACAGAGGCAGCACAGACUCGUUGGAUAGUCUUUGCUCUAGAACAGAGGCCUCAUCUCCCACUGUGAGUCAGCUUAGUGCUGUGUUCGAAAAUAUAGACCAGCAGGGCUCUGGUGCUUCUUUUAAAAGAGGCUGUGGAGGGGGAAGAGGGCUGUACUCCCCAGAUGGCUUGCACAGACAUGGGGAGGCCAGUGAGGAUGACACCAGUGCUCGACAGUCUCCAUCACGUGGCUUUUACAGGACACGAGUGGGUAGCAAGCACAAUCUGCCAGUUUCCUCUUCCUCAGAAGAUCUUCUCAGUCCUAGUCCUCUGUCAGAGGCCAUGGAUCAGAUGAAAGCAGGUGAGAAGAAGCCUCAGGAGAGCUUGGAGAAACCAACGGAGCCCGAAAGUGAAAGUGUGGAUGCAUUAACUACUGAGGUGCUUGAUGGAUCCAGUGAUCUGAAACAAUCCUUUCCUAAAACAGAACUGAAUUCUGCUGAGGCUGUGGUUGGUUCCUUAACCUUGGUUCAAGUCAAUGACGCUGCAGUUUGUGACAAAACUUCCACAGCCACCAAGGUCUUUGAGGACACGGACGGUCAUGUGGCAGAGGAGUCUAGCCGGAUUACAGAGGAUCAAAUAGAAGAACCCACCGAGGAAUAUUGUAGCAAUGAGAGAGUUAUUUUCAAUGCGGAUGGGGAUGCGUGCUACCAGGGCUGGGGGGAGAGCUGCACAGACCCAGAGGAUGACCUGUAUGAUGAUGAUAUUUCUUAUGACCCAGGAUCAGAGAUCACAGAGAUUCCAGGUCUUCCAGAGGAGGACAAGGAAGAAAUUCCACAAAAACGGAAAAUUCGAUUCAGCUCUGCACCCAUAAAAGUGUUCAAAACCUACUGCAAUGAAGAUUAUGACAGGAGGAAUGAAGAGGUGGACCCGGUGGCAUCCUCAGCAGAGUAUGAGCUGGAGAAACGGGUGGAGAAGCUGGAACUUCUUCCUGUGGAACUGGAAAAAGAUGAUGAUGGUUUGGGCAUAAGUAUCAUAGGAAUGGGGGUUGGCGCUGACGCAGGCCUGGAGAAGCUGGGCAUCUUUGUCAAGACUGUCAUAGAGGGUGGAGCAGCAGAGAGAGAUGGAAGGAUAAAAGUGAAUGACCAAAUAGUGGAGGUUGACGGCACCAGUCUGGUAGGCGUGACUCAGAGCUUCGCUGCAUCUGUCCUGAGAAACACGCAAGGAGUGGUGAGGUUUGUGAUUGGCCGAGAGCGCCCGGGACAGCAGAGCGAGGUGGCUCAACUCAUAAGUCAAACUCUGGAGCAGGAGCGACUUCAGAGAGAGAUGAUGGAGCAACAGUACGCUCAGUACGAUGCUAAUGAUGACGAGACAGGGGAGUAUGCCACGGAUGAGGAAGAGGAGGUGGGGCAAAUGGGAACCGAAAGAGAAGUGGCAAUUGAGGUUUUUGAUUUACCUGAAAACGAGGACAUCAUCUCACCAUCUGAACUGGAUGCCACUAAGCUCUAUCAGAAGUUCAGAGAGCUGCAGAUUAAACACACUGUCACUGAAGCUGAGAUCCAGAAACUCAAGAACAAGCUGGCUGCAGUGGAAAAAGAGAAGGCACGAUGGGAAAGAGAGAAGACACAGCUAAAGCAAAGCAUUGAGGACAACAAGGAGAGGAUGCUGAAGCUAGAGAGCUACUGGAUUGAGGCUCAGACGCUGUGUCAUACGGUCAACGAGCAUCUGAAGGAGGCCCAGAGUCAGUAUCAGGCCCUGGAGAAGAAGUACAACAAGGCCAAGAAGCUCAUUAAGGACUUCCAGCAGAGAGAGAUGGAGUUUGCUCAGAAGGAGGAUGCAGAGAAGAAGAGGCUGGAGGAGGCAGAAAAGUCUCAUUUGGCUGAAAUCCAGAGUCUUCAAGUGAGGAUUGCUACUCUCGAGUCAGAGUUAAUGCAGCUGAUGAAACAAAAUGGCAUCCAGGUAAACAAUAACAACAACAGUGCUGAGAGCCGAGCCCAGAUGACUGAGAGACUGGCAGCCUUACAGUAUCCAAGGAGAAGUGUCCAUGGAGAGGAACUGGGUGAGCUAUCAGGAGCCAGUGGAGCACAGAUAUUUUGCAGUUCUAUAGAGAGAGAUGAGAGCCUGGAAGGGAGGGGCUCUGGAGCUCAAUCCUCCAGAGUGGCUGAUGCCACAGAGGCCACACUCAGGCACCCGCAGCCUCAGCAGGGAUCUGAUAAUGAGGCAGUUGUCAGUCAAGAGGAUAAAUCUGGCAAAAAACUUCUAGACUUGGGGUCUUCACUGAAGAAAAGUAAAGGGAAAGAGCAGUAUCUGAAAGGAUCUCCUUAUAAAAGAUCCACAGAGCCUUCAGCAGAGAACAGCCAAGAAAGGCUCAAAAGCAAGAAAUCUCUUUCAUGGCCACGCUUCUUCUCCUAUUCAUAUUACUUGGGUCCUGGAGUUAACGAUGACCUCAGCAUCAGCAGUAUGAGCUCGACAGAGAUCAGUGGUGUCCUGACUGAGGUUAAGAUGUCUGGCCGAUCACACACACUAACACUGUCCUCAGAUGAGAGUGUAGAAAUUACUGAAGAUGAGAUCCUGGAUGAUGGUCAGCCUCCAAAGCAGUACCAGUGGCAAAACCGCAGUGUGACUGAGUGGACAUGUCAACAGGUGUCAUGCUGGCUCAGGGGACUGAAUCUGGAACAGUAUGUCUCUCUUUUCACUGCCAAGAAUGUGGAUGGAGAGCAGCUACUGAAGCUGGACAGCACAGCACUCAAGGCUCUGGGCAUGGAGUGCUCUCAGGAUCGGGCUCUGAUUAAGAAAAAGCUGAAAGAUCUGAAGGUGCUGAUGGAAAAAGCUAGCAGAAACAGAGAGAAAAUGGAAAAACAGCGCAAGAAACAACUGGAGCAGGUUCAAAAACAGGUCCGGAAAAACAGCAAGUCGUCUGGACCAGGAGAGGGCGCCACAGAAUGACAGCACUUAACCCUCACUACUGUUUCACCAUGAACAGCAUUAUAAGUACAGAUGAAUCGAUUUCAGCAUUUCAUGGGACUCUACGUUCAUUGCAAAAGGGGCAUAUUGCUAUUGAGCUGCCACUGGACAAAUUGAAACCAAAAUGUUCAAAAAUAUGGAUUUUAUUAUUUUAACUGAAAAAAAAAAAUACUUUAAUUCAGGUUUUCUUGUUUGUUGCAGAAUGAUCACUGCUGUUUUGUUCCUCUUGUUUUACGUUUGAUUAAUAUAUAUUUAUUUGGUUAUGGAGAAUAUGUAUAUGUUGAUCCAGAGCAUAUCAGCUUAUAACUCAUUCACAAACUCUGCAUUACAAGCACCUUUAGAUGUUGAGACAAUGUACAUAUGCAGACAACGUAAAUAUUAAUAUGCCUAACGUGCCAUUUUUCUAUCAAAACCCAAGAUGUGUGAUUUGUCCAAGAAACGGGGGAAGGUUUUUAAUACAAUGGCUUUGGUAAAGCACAGAUAAUAGUAAUGGACAGUAUUGCUGUCAUGGUGACAAUUAAGUGUUAAUUCAUCUCAAAGAUUUUGAGUGUUGCUCAUAAGAACCACUACAGUCUGAGUCACUGGCAUACUUUACUGUGAGAAGAAAGCCAUUCCAGCUACUGAGAUAUCAUGGACCUCACAAUCCCUCUGAUCUUUGUGGAUAUUGUAUACUGUAAACCUACUGUUUGGAUUCACAUCUCCUUCAAUGACCUGCCAGUAUUCAAGUUAAUGGACAGAGUAUGUUCCAGUGUGUUCUUCUCUGAGUUUGAAACCUCUAACGUUCUUUCUCUGAUCUUUGGAAGACUCAUCAAAGACCUGCACAUGUGUGGAGUCCACUGUUUUAAACUCUGCUCCAAAGAUGUGAUACAAGAACUCUGAAAACAAAAGAAAGAAAAAAAAAAAACUCCUGCUAGACCCUGCUGCUUUUAUUCCACAGCUACCUGCUUAUAUCCUCUAUUGCCCUUAGGUAGAUUCUCAGUUAGACCCAAGUGCUGCCUUUUGAAGUGCUGUAUAGAUUUUUCUUUAUUUUAUUUUAAUGGUUUGAGGUUACAGUCUGAAUCACACUGAUUGUGUGAAUGCACCUCUAUUUCUCUAGCAUCCAAAUGUUGUAGAGCAGAUGACAAAUGUGCACUUAAAACGGACCUAUCUAUAUGUUAUUUUACCUGCAGUACCAUUUAUUUUAUUAGGCUUCGAUUCUAUUUAUUUUUUUUAUUUUUUUAUUUUUUGUCAGCUAUUUUUCACACCACAAAGAAAGCACCAUAAAAUGUAAAAAAGUGGUACAUACGUGGGCAGAAUUUUUUUUUUUAUAUAAUGUAAUUUAAUACAUAGAGCAACCAAUAUUGCCUCAUUUGAUUUAUCCUAGGUUAAAAUGUAUGCAACACAUUUCCAGUACGUAUGCAGUUUAAGUAUACAAAAACACAGUAGCCUACAGAUAUUCCCAUUGCAUCUGUAUUUCAGAUUCAGCUUUGAUGAAUCAUAUUAACCCUUUUUAAAAUGUAUCCUUUUCACUGCCCAAAUUUUAACUGUCCACAUUUUUCUCAUUUCUUGUAAACAUAACUUGCAAUUCUUCAAUUUGUGAUGAUGCAUAUCAUUCUUGUUUACAUUUACUGAUUAUUUCCAUAGUAACACGAAGGCAGCUUCCUUGGUACUUGGGCACUGUACAGAGGACAUAAGGCAGUGCCUGAUGACCUUGUGGAUUCUUUACAAAGUAUUCAAAUGUGACUUUAUGUAAGAUUCUAUUCAUUGUUAAUUACUUCUGAAUUAUUUAUCUCUUAUCAUUUUAAAGUCUGUCAUAGUCUAUUUAUUUUUUCCCAAUCUUAGAAAUGUGUAAAUCAGUUAAUCUUAUUUAUUUACAAAGCAAAGAAAAAAAAAAAGCAAUUAUUACCAAAAAGCUGUUCUAAACUGUAAUCUAAAUAUUACAAAAGUCCAGUGAUGAUAUUAGGAGAUUGUAUGUUUCUUUAUUAACUCAAUGCUCUUGAACAAAUGAACAAAUCUAGCAAAGAAAAGCUUGUCUUAACAUAAUGAAAUAAUUUCCAGCCCUCUGCUGUGAAUCAAAUAUAAAAAAAAAAAACAUAAAAAAUAUAAAAAAUAACCUGCUGAAGUUCCAAUUCUAACCUGCCCAGCCAUUUACGAUAUACUGACUUUUGUAUGUAAAGUUAAAGCAAUAGCUUUUAAGCCCGGUGUUUUUUUGUUUUUGUUUUUUUAAAUAAAUUCCUGUGUCUCAAUACCAUGAGGAGACAAUA
Myxocyprinus asiaticus (Chinese sucker) is the source of this 6073-nucleotide messenger RNA. RefSeq names its product neurabin-1-like. Gene Ontology annotation, biological process: actin filament organization; calcium-mediated signaling; neuron projection development. The coding region runs from base 387 to 3812 and encodes 1141 amino acids. Lineage: Eukaryota; Metazoa; Chordata; Actinopteri; Cypriniformes; Catostomidae. The transcript is spliced from 21 exons. Gene Ontology annotation, molecular function: actin filament binding. Gene Ontology annotation, cellular component: actin cytoskeleton; dendrite; cytoplasm. The record is from RefSeq and is a predicted model, not a curated record.